Porites lobata is the source of this 7761-nucleotide messenger RNA. NCBI's taxonomy places the organism in Eukaryota, Metazoa, Cnidaria, Anthozoa, Scleractinia, Poritidae. The record is from the annotation of a GenBank genome assembly.
CGAGAAAUCAAGUCACGCAUCCGGAAGAAAAACACUUCGAAUUUCGAAGUCCUGAAUUUGGAGUCUGAAUGUGCUUAACUUCUAUCUUUUACAACCUUUCCUUGUCUUCAAACUACGGAUAGGUGUAUUUUUAGUGUAAAAGUGCAGUUUUCGGAGGAAUCGAGUCCGUUAUCGCGCACCAUGAUUUAUUCAGGUGUUGUUCCUGGUUCAUCGCAUUGUUUAGCUUUCGUUAUAUAACGUAAAGAAUGAACAGAGUCUCGUGCGGGCUUCUAAGUCUCGUGUUUUGAGGAAGAAAGAUGUUGCAGAUGUGCUUUAGGUGUUUGAGGGUUCAUAAUUUUGUGCUUCCAUCGCUGUGCUUUUUGACGAAAUUUUUAAAAUAAUAACACUGCAAUAUGUAUUGUGUUUUUAAUAUGCUAAAACGAACGGAUGUGUAAGGUCAUGUGAAUGUCUGACAACAGCUAGCCGAAGUGUAACUAGUCUGCGGAAUGCAAAACUCCGGGUCCAACACGGACGUAACUUCCACACUGUCCAGUGAAUCGAACCAGCAAGGGAGAUUGGGAGCGGUAGCCCCGAAGAAAAGCAUCGAAACAAUUAUUCAAAGAACUGAUUCGAAAUCUAAGCGUUCUGAAGGUGGCUUGGAAGAUGGGGACCAGCAGUCGAUCUGUUCUGCAAGUGAAAGCAGCGAGUCGCUUCUUCUAUCGAUAAAGAAGAAGGAUCGAGGGGUAAGCUUAGAUCUGUUUUGAGAGCUUUUGGCAGUAGCAGCUUGGUAGCAUGGUAUGACUGACUUUACAAAACUACAACAUCCUUAGGUCCCUUAUAGUGAUAAAAAAUGUCCUUAGUAAGUGUCCUUGUCAAUGCAAACAUGUACAGUAGUGAUCGAAUGGAUAUAGAACGAGCAAGAGCAAUAAUACCAGUUAAUCUGACUGGUAACUUUGGUAGAGUUUUUAUAGCUGGCUAAUGGCUUAUAACAUGCUUGGCCAUGUGCUUUAAAGCUGGGUUAUAGAUUACCCAAGGUUGGCGCAAAUUUGAAUUCACAUGAAAUUUGAAAGCUUAAAAACAAAUUCAGUUUUAUUAUUGUUGGCUACAAAUAAUUUGAUGAUUGGGUGCUCUAAAAAGUGUGGACAAAAUUAUCCUGAAAAAGACCAAAGAAGAGAAAACGAAACCUGGGUUAAAAGUUUUACCCUGGGUUGGUGCUUAUCCACCUAUAAAGGGCCUGUUUACAUGGAGGUGGGGGACCCUAGAUAGGUGAGGUAACCUGCCUGUCUAUAUAAUCUGUCUUUUUAAUUCAAUCACGUUUACAUGAUAGGUGGGGUGACCCGCCACGUGUUACCUCACCUAUCUGGGGUCCCCCACCUCAGUGUUAAUUAUCCUUAUCAGGCGGUAACUGAUAGAAUUUACCGCGGAAACAACACUUCAUAUCACCUACAACUGCUUGAAGGUUUACUUAAAUUGAAAAAACAAUUUUUAAAAAAGGAAGUUUUUAUCCGCUUCGAUUCUCACAAGGAAAAUGAGUAAAUACAUUACAGUCGACUCUCUCUUAAUGGACACCUCUAUAAGACGGACACCUCUGUAAAAUGGACACUUAGAGUUGGUCCCUGCCUUUCUUUACCCUGGGGAGGGUACUUUAGGAAUUUCUGGGUGGGGAUGUGCCGCUGGGACCCUGGAACCCUUAACCUAUACCAGAGCUAGUUCAGCUGAAUUUUGCUACCCUAUACUAGAGUAAACUCCCAAAUCCCCCCUAUCCUAGAGUAGCUGUUUCCCUAGUCUAGAUAAAAUCUUCAACCAACUGAUUAGUUUCCUGAAAAAUAAUACCCUAUUCUAGACCCAAACGCUCUGAUUUAUAUACCCUAUCCUAGAGUAAACUGCUUGAAAACCAUACCCUUCACAGCGGCACAUACCUAUAUAGCCCAUAUAUGGCAGUGCCCCCCCCCCCCGGGUUCUUUACUGCCUUUAUUUGACUCUCUAUAAGACGGACACUUAGUGCCGGUCCCAAAGGUGUCCAUCUUAGAGAGAGUUGACUGUAUAUGGAAAAGUGCUGAAGUGUACACAGCUCUUCUUUGUAUGGGCCACACUUUUUAGAAAGAGAACAUUGAAGACAUAGUAAAAUUAUUGGAAUCAAACUUUGUAAACUAGGCAUGGGUCGCACUUGGGAAAAGUUUUCAUCUUUGCCGGCUAAAAAACCACAAAAAUUCGAAACCGCAACCGGAAAAGAAAACUUUUAGUCCAACCGAGGAGGGUCGCAUUAGUGGGAGUUAAUAGUUUUUGCUUUGACACAUUGAGAACUUAAGAACGCCAGAUACCAGAAAACAUUUUUCUCUUCUUCGUCCGCACCUCUGUCGAAGGAUCUUUUUCCUCCAUUCCCAGUUUCAGGAGACAGAUAAAGAAGACCGGAAAGUGCUUGGAUGCGAAUAGUACAUUUGGCUUGGAGAAUAACAAACCUGUGAAGUGUUUGCUUGUGCAGACGGGAACUGGUUCGCCUUUAAUAGAGCUCGUUCCCGUAAAAACCUUAAAAUAGCGAAGGUUUAUAAGCGAGUGAAGUCCAUGCCUGUAGAGAGUUUUCGAAAAAAACUUGAAAUGGCGAAGGAUAGCCGAGUAAAAGCCUCUUCGCGAAGGUCUGGAAAUUCGACCGCGUUUAUUUUAAAUUGAUCGUGUUUCAAAUGGAUCACGUUCAUGACAAGGCGCUGACAGUUAUCGCUGUGAUUCCUAUUGUUUAGCUCGAGUUUUCCAAAAUCUGCCUGCCCCACCCAAGCACUACGGCGUCUUUGAUGUUUUUGCCGAUUUUCAAAGUUUUUCCUAACUUGAAAACUCGGGGUCGCACUUAGCAAUGUCGACCGAUGACAGAUUUCUACCGCAAGGUAAACAAAUUCUCGCAAAAAUUUGCCGAGUGCGACCCAUGCCCUAUUGUCUAAAGGUAACAAUGACAGAUUUGCAAAAAACAGGUCUUAAAAGGAGGAAAAUAAGUUUCAGCGAAUUUAGCUCCUAAAUUUUCCAGAGAGGUCAGGACCAUGUCCCUCACUCCGCUAUCCCCCCUCUACCCAACCCCCCCUCCAGGAAAGUGUGCCUGUGGUGCAUAUUUUUUGCCUUACUAUCCCAUGAAUGGUCCCUUACCUGCUCAGCUACAGUUUAGGGAGAACACUGCCACCUCCAUGUAAACAGGCAUAAUGAGCAACAUGGUGACCCUGAAGUGAAAGGGUACAUUGCUUUUUGGGAUGAUCAAGGUACAUCAAAUGAACCGUUGAUUCUUUUUAGUGAUGGAUUCAUCGGUUCUUUUGAUUCUAUGAUCCAAGUGAUCUGAUGUCACUGAUCACUGGCUUCACUCUGUAGUCCACAUAAAACUGAUGCAACAGGUCGAAUUUUGAUUUUUUUCUGUGAUUUUACCAUCUGCCCAUGCGUAAAGGCCUCUUAAAAAAACAAAAAACUCAAUAGUAUCUCCCAGCCACAUUACAACAGAUACAUGUAAAAGCACCCCUAUGCAAUUUGUUGUUUAAAAUUUUAAAUGGUUUUGGUAUUCACAAGUGCGCCCUCAAAUUUAGUGUGAAAAUUUUCGUCUAGGCAUUUGAAUUUUUUUUAAUGGUCACUGCAGUUUUGUAUGAGGCUGAAUUGAUGCUGUUGUGUAAUGUUUCCCUGUUUCUUUGCAGUCUGAAUGUUCCCACAAGGUCAUAGAAAAGAGACGGCGUGAUCGAAUUAAUACAUCCCUAGGGGAACUUUCUCACCUUUUACCUGCACAAUCAAAUGGAAAACAGGUAAAUUGAUGGUAAAGGUGAAAUCUGUUGUCAGGUUAUUAUGUCAGUUGUCAAUAGAGUUUGAUUCAGAAUGAGAUAAUAGAAAUAAUUAACAAUUAUUCCUCGAGUUCGGCCUCAUGGGCUAUUGACUCGGAGGCCAUGAGGGCGAGAGGAAUAACUGUUUUAGUAAAAUCCAACUAGUUAGUCAAAGAUAUUGAGAAUUAAAAAAAUUUUAGCUUGUUAAAGCUAGACUUAAAUCCUUUUUUGCCGCCAAAAAGCUAGCGCUUUUUGCUACUAGCUAGUGGGCUAUAACAUAUAGCCUAGUAGUAGCUCAACCAAUCAGAAAACAACAUUGAUAAUAGACCACUAGUUGGAUUUUACUACUGUUUCUUAGCCCUACUGGCAACAAAGGGAAACAAAAGGAAUUCUGGUUUAACCAAAAUGUGCCAGCCGGUCCAAGAUGGCGCCCAAACCGUGAAAUUGCAUGGUAUCCAGAAUGGUACCCGCAGGAUCUCCUGCAGGGCUCAAAUAGUAAGCGUUCUCCUUUGUCAAACGUAGUCUAACACAAGUAUAUACAUUUCUUUUCUUCUAACAAGCCCUUAUCACUGUGAACAGGCUCCCAGGUGGAGUGGGGCUGAAAGGGUGGCCUGGGGGAGAGAAUCAUCAUUAUCAUAAAAUAAAGAUAGAAAUCAAGAAAAAACAUGUUCUGCUCUUAGGAAGAAAAAUUUACUCUAAGGGAAGUUUAAAGCUGUUUGAUUACUGUCUAACUACGGUAAAUCCUCUACUAAGGUCUCCAGGGGGGCCUAUUUAUUUCAAACCUAGUUGAGGGGGGGCUUAAUAGAGACAGGAGGCUUACUUGAGAGGGGGCACUUAUUUAAUUUAGAAAAGAUGAUGGUAUCAGUUCUCCAUAAAAAACUAGAAUACAAAGUGGAAAUUCUCAAGUACAGGAAGUUUGAGGUCAUGCAGCUGAGGAUCAAAGACAAAUCCGAACUUCUAGUUGGUAAAUAAACCAUCCUGGAUCGGUCCACACGAAGCUAUACAGUUGUGAUUGAUUAAUACAGUCUACCAUUUAUUUGUGAAGAAUAUCUUUUUUUUGGGGGGGAAAGGGGGCUCAGUAGGGAGGGGGGGCUUAUAAACUUUCUUCCCCUGAAAAGGGGGGGGGCUUAUUAGAGGGAGAGGGCCUAUUUGAGAGGGGAGGCUUUAUAGAGGAUUUACGUUACUUGUAUUCCAUGUUGUAAAUGGUCUUGGCAGUCAAGAUUUUUAAGAUGCAUUAAUUUCACUGCUGAAAGCAUUGUGAUAAACUGUCUUUGAAUUUUCUUGCAUAGGGAUCUGGAAAGCUUGAGAAAGCAGAAAUUCUAGAGUUAACAGUGGAAUAUUUAAAGUCCCUUCAAAGUCGCCUCACUGAACAACAAGAAAAGGAUGUGAAAAAGGGUAAGGAAAUAUCUUAAAGUUGUGGAUUUUGUCUCUUAAUUUUAGUUCAUUUAAGCUUAUAAAUGACCCCAUGAGCAACCAUGGCAGUGUCAGCAACAUGAACUCUCCCUCUUAAUAGACAAAAUAAUAUCAAGCACAUUUCAGGUAUCCGCCAAAAUAGAUAAGUCGAUCUGAACACCGAUAUGACAAAUAACAGUCACACUCUAGCUACUUUCAUUUGUGCGUUUCGGUCUGAAUCACAACAAGAAAGGCCUGUUCUGUCUUGGAAACUCUUAUAGUAACUUUUGUGUCUUAUUACAUCAACUUGAGCACUGAUUAUCUCAUACGAUGAACAUUUUCAGUUUUUUAGAAAUGUAAAAAAAAAAGAUUUACUCUACAUUCUCUUAAGCCCUCCCUCUCUAGUAAUUUAAGCCUUCUCUUUUGAGGGGGAAUGAUAUCAUAAUGAUUUCAUGAUAUUAAUCAUGACUGUGGCACGACUGAUCCUGCCUGGUUGAUUCACAUGCUGGAAGUUUAGAUGUGCUUUUGAUCGUCAGCUGCAUUAAACCUCCAACGUUAUUUGCCUGAGCUUUUCCAUAUGACAGGACUUUAUGGUUAAUAAUAUUAUUGAUACCAAAAUCUUUGUUAAAAGGAAUAAGCCACCCUCUCUUUUAAGCCCCAUAUUCUCAGACGUUCUUGAAGUAAAUAUAAGCAAACAGUUGUGUUUCAUUCAAGGUAUUUGGUUUAUUUUUCAGGUGAGACAACAGAAACUGAUCCAGCAGAAGGUGAAAGUAAAGAUGUUGAGGUUAAACCAGUGACUCACUUUGGAGGGUACAAGGACUGCACAGAAGAGGUUUUUCGUUUCUUGGUGAAUGUUGAAGCAAUGGACAUGCAACAGCCUUGUUUUCAGAGGCUUAUGGCUCACCUGCGGCACCAGAUACAGCUAAUGGCAGAGUCCAAAGUCUCCCCCAAGGGGAAAAGCAGUGGAGAUGGUGGGAAACGGGCCACAUCUAAGCGAAGCUUUCAAGGCACCACGUCUUCGUCAUCAUCCACUUCUUCCAGCAAUGGGGAACGGAGUGGCAGUGGAAGUGGAGGGAAGGCCAAAAGAGCUCGACAUGGCCAUCACAGUAGCAGUGGUGAUGUGUUGCCGAGUAGUAGCAGCAAUGGGAACACCUCCAACAGCAGUGACAAUGAAAACAGUUCAGAGAAUUCCAGGGAAAACCAGACAGAUUCAGCCAUAUGCCUUGAUGAAGAGAUGUCUGAGAUACAGGGUAAUUCAGGAAAGGAGGCUGAAAAUGGCAACAGAACAAAUGGCAAUGGCAUUAAAGGUACAAAUGGCAACAGGGGAGGAGACACUAAUGGUUCCUCUGUACCCACAUUUCCAUCCAUGCUUCCCCAAGCAGGCAACAUUCCAUUGCGCACGCCCUUCCUGCCACCUCCUUAUACAUUGCCAACCUAUGCACUCCAUCCUGCAGGUACACAUUUUAUUCCAGUGGUCUUGCACCCAAAUAUUCCACUACCAACACCUUCCACACAAAUGUUUAAUGGCAAUGCACAGAUGCCAUUUCCAAUGGUACAGCCAGGUGCUACGGCCUAUGGUGUGUCUCCUCACGCACCAAGUCCCAGCUUUGGUUUUCCACUGCCAUAUGUACAUGCAGGGAUGACACCGUACGGAUAUCAGGCACCUCCUAUGGGGUUUCCUUUAUUCAAUGGCUUGCGCAAAGACCUGGGAGGACAGGGCACUGCUAACCAGUACAAUGGAGACAGUGGAUCAAAUGGUGAUGAUUGUAGCAUUGAGUCCCGAAACUCCUCAGAGAGUAUUGCAAUUCAGACAGACUCGUCGGGUAAUGAGAGCUCAAACCCUGAUGAAGGAGGGGGCUGAAAUUUAUACUGAACAAGUUAAAUUAUUAUUAAUUGUCAGUGAAGUAAUUUUAAUGAACUUUUAGAGGACUCACUGGUUCUCGGGACUAUUUCAGGAUAACAAUAUCCACGCCAUAAGUCAGGACAUCGUGGCAUGUGAUCUUGACACUUUCCAAGUGACAAAUUGGGGUUAAAAAUUUUUUUUAUUGUUCAUGUUCAAGCGCAAUUUGGCCGUUUUAGGCCUUACCGUAACCUAUCAAGGCUCUCUAUAAUAGGGCCAUUUAUCCAGGUGGAAUUUGACGCAUUUGGAAUAAGACACGAGCUUCUUAUACAGAUGUCCCCGAAAUGUCUUCGUGACUUGAAUAAGGCACAGCCUAAAUAAGACGCAGCUGAUAUGCUCGUAAAAAAGGAACAGUUUUUUUCUUGUUUUAAGUUGCGUCUUGUUUUUCCUCUUCACGUGUAUGUGCUGUACCAGUUUGAAUUCAAGUGUGUUUUCUGUCUCCUGCAUGAUUACACUUUCCGAAAUCACAAGGACGUAAUUAAUUUUCGAGGGCAUAGAAGCGUCUCAGGGCUGGAGGUUGAUUGGGGUGUCAAUUUUACCUUAAUUGUGAAAUGUAUGAUAGUGUACACUCUGUUCCAUAAAAAAAAAGAAGAAGAAAAAAGAUGUGAAGUGUAUGAUAGUGUACACUCUGUUCCAUAAAAAAGAAGAAAACUGCUCCGGGAUGCAGUUUCGUAGUUGUAUCUAGAGUUCAAUAAACUUUUCAAAACUGCG